This is a messenger RNA of Fraxinus pennsylvanica, 327 nucleotides long. Lineage: Eukaryota; Viridiplantae; Streptophyta; Magnoliopsida; Lamiales; Oleaceae. The record is from the annotation of a GenBank genome assembly.
AUGAACCCAGCAAGCAUCACUAUUUGGCCUUUCCAGCUAACAGAUGCCGACGACGUACUUUUAUGGGCCGGCGAUGACCGGAUUAUCCGGUUAUUCCGGUGUUAUACUCUGACCUCUAAAGAAGAGGCCUUAACAUUCAUCACAGAAGUCUGCAUGUCUCACCCUUGGUUCAAAUCAAUAUGUAUCGACGACCGGUCUAUCGGAUUCAUAUCGGUUUCUCCGGCCACCGGAGAUGAUCGGUGCAGGGCGGAUUUAGGGUAUGCAAUAGCAGUGCAAUAUUGGGGGCAAGGAAUAACUACAAGGGCUGUGAAAAUGGUGCUUUGUUAA